Molecule: messenger RNA, 2968 nt
Organism: Mandrillus leucophaeus (drill)
Lineage: Eukaryota; Metazoa; Chordata; Mammalia; Primates; Cercopithecidae
Gene: LGI3
Product: leucine-rich repeat LGI family, member 3
Exons: 8
Coding region: 32-1606 (524 amino acids)
Biological process (GO): regulation of exocytosis
Cellular component (GO): synaptic vesicle
Molecular function (GO): protein binding
Source: RefSeq, a predicted model, not a curated record
GCUGGCCCUCUCCGCGCUCGGCUUCUGCCUCAUGCUGCAAGUCAGCGCUAAGAGGCCCCCCAAGACGCCCCCCUGCCCGCCCAGCUGCUCCUGCACCAGGGACACCGCCUUCUGCGUGGAUUCAAAGGCAGUGCCCAGGAACCUGCCCUCGGAGGUCAUCUCCCUGACCCUGGUGAAUGCCGCCUUCUCAGAGAUCCACGAUGGAGCGUUCUCCCACCUCCCGCUGCUGCAGUUCUUGUUGCUCAACUCCAACAAGUUUACACUGAUUGGAGACAACGCCUUCACAGGACUGUCGCACCUGCAGUAUCUCUUCAUUGAGAACAAUGACAUCUGGACAUUAUCCAAGUUCACCUUCCGAGGACUCAAGUCCUUGACUCACCUCUCGCUGGCCAACAAUAACCUGCAGACACUGCCCAGAGACAUCUUUCGGCCCCUGGACAUCCUGAAUGACUUGGACCUGCGGGGCAACUCACUCAACUGCGACUGCAAGGUGAAGUGGUUGGUGGAGUGGCUGGCACACACCAACACCACGGUGGCGCCCAUCUACUGUGCCAGCCCUCCCCGCUUCCAGGAGCACAAGGUGCAGGACCUGCCGCUGCGGGAGUUCGACUGCAUCACUACGGAUUUCGUGCUGUACCAGACCCUGUCCUUCCCAGCAGUGUCGGCUGAGCCCUUUCUCUACUCCAGUGACCUCUAUUUGGCUCUGGCCCAGCCAGGUGUCAGUGCCUGCACCAUCCUGAAGUGGGACUAUGUUGAGCGGCAGCUUCGAGACUAUGACAGAAUCCCAGCCCCCUCUGCAGUGCACUGCAAGCCGAUGGUGGUGGACAGCCAGCUGUAUGUGGUCGUGGCCCAGCUGUUUGGUGGCUCUUACAUUUACCACUGGGAUCCCAACACCACGCGCUUCACAAAGCUGCAGGAUAUCGACCCACAGCGCGUGCGCAAGCCUAAUGACCUAGAAGCCUUCCGCAUCGACGGCGACUGGUACUUUGCCGUGGCCGACAGCUCCAAGGCGGGCGCCACCAGCCUCUACCGCUGGCACCAGAAUGGCUUCUACUCCCACCAGGCGCUGCACCCCUGGCACCGCGACACCGACCUGGAGUUUGUGGAUGGUGAGGGCAAGCCACGGCUGAUUGUGUCCAGCAGCUCCCAGGCACCGGUCAUCUAUCAGUGGAGUCGCACACAGAAGCAGUUUGUGGCCCAGGGUGAGGUGACUCAGGUGCCUGAUGCCCAAGCUGUGAAACACUUUCGUGCCGGCCGCGACAGUUACCUGUGCCUCAGCCGUUACAUUGGUGACUCCAAGAUCCUGCGCUGGGAGGGUACCCGCUUCUCGGAGGUGCAGGCCCUGCCCUCCCGGGGUUCGCUGGCCCUGCAGCCCUUCCUUGUGGGUGGCCGCCGCUACCUGGCGCUGGGCAGCGAUUUCUCCUUCACCCAGAUCUACCAGUGGGAUGAAGGACGACAGAAGUUUGUACGGUUCCAGGAACUGGCUGUGCAGGCUCCUCGGGCCUUCUGCUACAUGCCUGCUGGGGAUGCCCAGCUACUCCUGGCCCCCAGUUUCAAGGGACAGACGCUGGUUUAUAGACACGUUGUGGUGGAUCUCAGUGCCUAGGGUGGUGCCAAGGCCUCUGGGCUCCUCAGGGUGGCCACUGGAGGAUGGGUGGGGGCCUCUGUGAGCACCACGUGUGCCCGUGUGAAGACGCAAGGCCAACCUGCAUCCAUGCCCUUGCAUCUGCACAUGCCCAGUGUGCACAGGCACACCCUGUGGACUGGCCCAGGAGUACAUGCAUCAUCACUGCAAUCAGCAUGAACACCAGGCACCCCUGGGACACCUAGCGCCCAGUUCCUGUGACCCCAACCAUAGCCCCCCCUCCUCUGCAGCCUUCCCCAUGUUCUGCCCCCUGUCUUAUGCAUAUGAGUGGUGCAGGGUGCUGGGAGCGAGGGGGGCCGCACCCUCCCGUCCUUGUGCUUCUCCUGGCCCUCUGGCCUUUCCUGUUGGUGCUCCAGGCAUUGUUUACCUGCUCUUGCUCCCCACUGUAGCCCACGGCCAUAUCUGUCAUACUUCCCCGGGGGCACUCACCCCUGCCCCAACCUGUCUGCAUGCUCACAUGGACGCGGACAGACACACUCAGUUACACACUCACACGCCCGGUCUGCACUCCUUGUCUGUCUGUAAACGUGUUAGGGCACGUGUGCAUACAAGCAGAUUCAGCACUGCCUACCAGGCUCUCCUGUUACCUUGCCUCUCUGCUUGGAGGGGGCCCCCUUUGCUCACCCCCAGCGUGCCCCCCACCCAGAACUGAUAAGGAUGAGAAUGGUGGUGCCAGCUUCUGAGGGCCUGCUUGGCCUCCUGGGGGCAAAGCCCCUCUGCCUGAAGCAAUAACAACAGCAGCAAAAGCAGCCCCGGGGAGCUGCCGGGGUGUCUGUCUCUGUUCUCCUUGGCGUUUCCUUCAUGGCCCUGAAUCCCAGCUCACCCAUGGAUGGAAGACCUCCCGCCCCCCGCCUUCAACUGAAAGCCUCUCUGCCUUCCUUCCUGUGGCUGUUGCUUUCUCAGGCUUGGACUGUCCCCUGGUUCACCCUGUCUUUGGGAUGUGGUCCCUGAGCUGGGCAGGCUCCUUGGGUGGAUUAGAGAGCUGGCCAAGCUAUAAGCACCUGAGCUACCUGCAAGGGUGCCCAGAGUGGAGCUUGGCCUGAGGGCAUGUUGUAGCCCUGGCCCCCCCAGUCCACAGAGGCCCCCAGGAACACUGCCUUUCAGUGGACAGGGUAGGGACUGGUGGGAGGGGCCCCAUGAGCCUAGCUUCUGCUGCCCUCUGCUGUCUGCUGAGAUGCCAAGCUAGUGGAGAGGGAGUGGGCUGGGGUGGCCCUGCCCUGUGCCCAAGUGGUGUGAUGCUCCUUGUGGCAGGAUACCAGGGUACUGGGGGGCAAUGCUAUGAUUCACUUGCUUCAAAUAAAAAGCUCCCUCCCCAUAACCGGC